GGUCUUUGGAACCUACAGGAACUGCUUGCAGUGUUUGCUCCAACUGAAAUCUGGUAGCCCAGAUGCCAUGCCCACCAAGCUGGAUGUCUUCCUAUCAGGGCUUGCAGGAGGCGUAACCCAGGUGUUUUGGCAUUCUGUAGCCAGUUGUGGCUAACCUGUGGCAGCAUCAAAUUGGCCAAUUACCAACAAUGGCACACUUUUGGAAUACAAAUAGUACAAAUACUCAACUCACUAUCAGUCAGUCAGCUAUAUUGGUCAGAGAUUGGUGCUUGGAUUAUUUUUUGGGCUAUUGCUGGUGGCCAGUGUUGGAGCAGUCUUGUUUCCUUUCGGAUUUGUCACAAGCAAAUUUAUAUUGGUAAAUGAUAAAAUGAAAAAACAAAGGCCAAUAUUUGAAAACAGAAGUUUGAGCCCUAUAGCAGGCUAAACUUUUGGCAGUGUCACUAACCAACUGUGACAGGACACAGUUAAGUUCAUCUUGGCAGUAGAUUAAAGUUUGCCAGGGUUUCUUUGGUUGCCAUUGUAUUAGUUCCAACUAACAACACACCAGAUACCAGCAAAAAUACCUGUUGCUGUCUGUGAGAGAUUUGGUUCUCCGCUGACUGGAGCUAUGGUUAGAGGCAGGAUUUCAAAAUUGGGGAGAAAGAAGAGAGAAACCAUUUUUACAAUCCGACAUAGGACCACAUAGCAGACGAUGUAGAAUGAUGGUCUUCGUUACUGCCUCUUUGUGAUAAAAAAAUAAAAAGUGUGGAAACUAUAAAGAUUGUGACUGUGCUUAUCUGGUGAAGGUGUUGGUCAUGUCCCCACUGGAUACUGUUAAAGUGCGGCUGCAGUGCCAGAUGGAGCCCCGCCAAUUUGCCACCAACAAAACCCUGCCCAAAUACCGGGGACCUAUACACUGCAUGCUGACCAUUGGCCGAGAGGAGGGGGUGUUGAGCCUGUACAGGGGAGCUCCUGCCCUUGCCCUACGGGAUGGCCCCUCCUUUGCCACGUACUUCCUGACCUACAACACCCUGUGUGAGUGGCUCACACCAGCUGGGCAGAAACAAGCAGAGUGGCCUGUGGUUAUGCUAGCCGGAGGAUUGGCCGGGAUAUUUGGCUGGACUGUUGGGACACCCAUGGAUGUGAUUAAGGCUCGCCUACAGGUGGACGGGAUGGGGAAAAGGAGGUACAACAGCUUCCUGCACUGCAUUGCUGAGAGUGUUCGUCAAGAUGGACCUGGUGUCUUCUUCAAAGGCCUGGGACUUAAUUGUAUGCGUGCCUUCCCAGUCAACAUGGUGGUGUUCAUCACAUACGAGCAGGUGGUGAGUCUCCUCAGGAUGCCACCAAAGGCCCCUCACCAUUAGGCCACCAUAUAGGAAACUUGGAAGGCUACCAGACCUGGAAUAAAUGUGUCUGCUUCCGGUGAAGUUCCUGGGUAAUGUGAGGUACCGUUUCUGGAAGACUUUGGCUUGUGCAAUUACUUUUUUCUGUUUUUCAUUCUAUAACUCAUGUAUAUUAACAUUUGCUAGAUAGAAAUUGCAAGUUACCAAGUCUCUAAAAUGGCUCAGAUCUUGCUUAGUUGUUCUGUUGUUCUGUCACAGGGUAUAUCAGGUUAAUAAAGCAAGGUAGAAGGGGCAACAUAAGCCCUGAGCACAGCCCAAUUGUUCUUACUAAAAUGAGUAUCUAGACCAAGGCAGCUAGUCAUUGAAUUACUGCAAAUAUAGCAUUUAUAGUAUGAAUCAUAUUGUACAUGCUACUAAGACAGGAGAAUAAAACUGAGGGAAACGUCUGCAAAUUCAGGUUGUCAAAUAACAACCGAAUAAAUAAGUUACGGUAAGUCAUGAAUUCAAUAAAAAAAAUUAGUUCAUAUGCGACACAUGGAUCUUAUGUUCCAUCAUACACUUACUGAGCAUAAUAUUAGGAAUACUAAUACUCCCUUUGCUCAGCCUCAAUUCUUUGUGGCAUGGAUUCCAUAAGCUGUUGAAAACAUUCCUUUAUGAUUCUGUUCCAUGUUAACAUGAUUGCAUCAUGCAUUUUCUGCAGAUUUGCCAGCUGCCCAUUCAUGCUGCAAAUCUCCCAUUCGACCACAUCCCAAAGCUGUCCAACUGUUAUGUUCAUGAAACCGGCUUGAGGCUACUUUUGCUCUGUGACAUGGUGUAUUAUCAUGUUGGAAGUAGCCAUUAGAAGAUGGGUACAUUGUGGCUGCCAAGGGAUGUGCAUGGUCAGCAACAAUACUCAAAUAGGCUGUGGCAUUUAAGCAAUGAUUGAUUGGUAUUAACUAAAGUGUACCAAGAAAACAUUUCCCACUCCAUUACACCACCAUCACCAGCCUGCACUGUUCACACAAGGCAGGUUGGGUCCAUAGAUUCAUGCUGUUGGCGCCAAAUUACUGUAUGUGUAGCUAAAAUAAGCAAGUACACUAGAUCUAUGCCACAAUAUAGCUCUUGAUACUUUAGUUCUAUAUUUUGACUUCACAUAACUGACCUGUAACUGUAUCAGUUGACUGCAAACUCAAGCUCAUGUUUGCACUUUUAAAAACUGGAAAUAUGAUCUGUAUGGACAUGCACUCAAUGAACCAAGACUUGGGAUUAUGUGUUUGCAGUGAUUGCAAAGAGGAAAAGUGUAUUUUUUGUGUGUAAUUUAGUUGUUUCUCUUGUAUUCCUCAGGAGUUUAUUUUGGAAUGCUGGAAUGUAUAAUAUAAUUAAAACCUUUGCAAUAUUUAAGCCUGGUUGCAGUAUUUUGUGGAUGUGAAUUUUUAAGAAAAAUGAAUUGCUACCGAAUCAGAUUUUUUGUAAAAUACUACUGAACUAAACUAUAAUAAAGCUACUGAAACUAAACCUACUGAAACCUUGAUAGAUUGAUGAUUAUGAAUACUAUGAAAUCAUUCUGAAUGUUUGUUCUUUUAAUGUGCUAUUUGGUGGUGUUAGAUUUUGGUGUUUUCAAGAUAUAACUGAGUUAAAAUGUUUUACACGCUCUGUUCUGCUCCUAUUCCUGCACCUUUAAAUGCAUGUCCCCACAGUCACCCUGUUUCCCCCACUCUAUUUAAAUUUCCUUUCAAAUGCCUUGAUUUGAGGUCUAGGUGCUGAUAACCAUUUGGCUUUGCCCUAACCAGGAAACCUGUCAAUAGACAGGAUAUUAUCAUAUCUAAAGGGGUGCUUUGUCACAGAGGAUGAAGCACUUCCUUUCAGAUAGUUUCCAUUGUUCAGAUACUGAAUAUAAACUGUGUCAUUCCCCAUAAGGAUGGUGUACGAUUGGAGAAAGCUCAGGAGAACGUACACAUUACCUGGAACCACAAAUAAAGAGCUGAACUUGUCUUACACCCUCGAA
Molecule: messenger RNA, 3306 nt
Organism: Conger conger (European conger)
Lineage: Eukaryota; Metazoa; Chordata; Actinopteri; Anguilliformes; Congridae
Product: solute carrier family 25 member 47-B-like
Exons: 3
Coding region: 795-1343 (182 amino acids)
Biological process (GO): transmembrane transport
Cellular component (GO): mitochondrion
Molecular function (GO): transmembrane transporter activity
Source: RefSeq, a predicted model, not a curated record